AUGAGCCUUAAGAUCGAAACCUUGAUGCGCACCGCACUAUAUGAACACGUUUCUUCUAUAAAACAACCGCAGAAAAAAGCCCCUUUGGAGAAUGCGGUCGAAGAAAUUGCAUUUGCCGCCAACCCCACCGCUACUGUUGGGCCAUCCGCGGAAAGCUUGCCGCCAAACUAUACGGAAAAUAAUUAUGACAAUUAUGCUUUUAAUAAUAACAAUUUUAAUUUUAUGGACAAUAAUAUAGAAAACAAUUAUGACUCUAUGAAUUAUAAUUCUAAUUUUAUAAAUAAUAAUAUGGAAAACAAUCAAGAUUUUAUAGACACUAAUAUGGAAACCAAUUAUGCUUUUAAUAAUAAUAGCUUUGAUAUGGAAAAUAGUUAUAAUUUUAUGAUUAAUAAUAACUACAAUAUGGAAACAAAUUAUGGUUUUAUGAACAAUUACGAGUAUGACACAAAUAAUAACAAUUAUGCUGUUAUAAACAAUUACGAGUAUGAUCUACGUUGCGAUCUCCAAACCCUGAAAUGCGAACAGCAAAUACACGCUGCUUCAAGGCAAGAUUCAACUUCAAAAGAAGCAUAUGAUGCAAAGACUGAGCCUGUCUCACCGCUUGUUCACACGGAAGGCCCGGUAAUUGUCGAAGGGCAACGUGCCCUAACCGCAAAGAAUUUAAUUUCUUCUUCCCCGUUGGAGGGCCCAGGCGUGAUGGCUGACAGGCCGACAAAAUCCAAGUCCACGCGGUAG
Messenger RNA from Paraglomus occultum, 735 nucleotides. The record is from the annotation of a GenBank genome assembly. NCBI's taxonomy places the organism in Eukaryota, Fungi, Glomeromycota, Glomeromycetes, Paraglomerales, Paraglomeraceae.